Molecule: messenger RNA, 786 nt
Organism: Talaromyces stipitatus ATCC 10500
Lineage: Eukaryota; Fungi; Ascomycota; Eurotiomycetes; Eurotiales; Trichocomaceae
Product: L-kynurenine/alpha-aminoadipate aminotransferase, putative
Exons: 4
Coding region: 1-786 (261 amino acids)
Biological process (GO): aromatic amino acid catabolic process; L-tyrosine biosynthetic process
Molecular function (GO): L-2-aminoadipate:2-oxoglutarate transaminase activity; aromatic-amino-acid:2-oxoglutarate transaminase activity
Source: RefSeq, a predicted model, not a curated record
AUGAGCCCCUCCGCAGUCGACAUCAAGGUCCAAGGCGCCACCAACACCACGGCCGGCGAUAACAACGCCCUCGUAGCAUGGCGCAAGUCCGGCGCCGUGCCCACGGGCACCGCUGCAUUCUCAAUCAUCGACAUGUUCAAGAGUCCCACCUGUUUCACACGACCAAAGGCCAAGGGAUUAGAUCCUCAUCUUUCCUUGGAGGCGAAAUCGCGCAAACCCUCGUCGUUGAAAGGUGCGGCCAGGUUUCUGUCUAGGCCGGUACCCAAGGCACCGAAGUUUUCGGGGGAAGGGACUCAUGCUUCUGGUACGACUAUAACGGUGGGGGAGCAUGAUAUCAAGGAGGAGAAGAGCUUGUUCGUUGCGCUCAAUUAUGCUCAGUCAAUAGGCUUUGCGCAGAUGGUUCACUUUAUUGCUGAACAUACAGAGAUUAUCCAUGACCCCCCUUACUCAGACUGGCACUGCUACCUGACCGUCGGAAAUGAAUUGGCAUGGGGCGCGACACUGAGAAUCUUCUGCGAACGAGGCGACUACAUCCUCACCGAAGAAUAUGCAUUUGCUAGCGCAUUGGAAACUGCCGCUCCUUUGGGAAUCCGCAUUGCCGCAGUCAAAAUGGACGAACAAGGUCUACUGCCCGAAGACAUGUAUGAACUCCUUUCAAACUGGGAUGAAAAGGCUCGUAGUGCCGCAAAGCCUCAUCUUUUGUACACCGUUCCUUCUGGUCAGAGCCCAACAGGAGCCACCGAGAGUGCUCAACGACGACGAGUACAAAGUCUGCCAGAAGCAUGA